ACAACGAGCGAGGGAACCCCAUCAGCUGGAAGUCGAGUAAUAUUACAACUCCAACCACUAAGCCAAAUUCAAUUGUGAGGUCAAGAUAAUUUGCAGUUUUAAAACGUAGUAAGAGCCUUUUCAGUUUCAAAAGGGUGCUUGGACCUGCUCCAAUAUCUGGACGCAUCAGGAUUCAUACAGUUGAUUAGGACGAGGUAUCGGUGAUUCAAAACUGGAGAGGAAAGCAUGGAGUAUUUCAUGGUACCAGCUCAGAAGGUGCCCUCCUUGCAACAUUUUAGAAAGACUGAGAAAGAGGUGAUCGGAGGAUUGUGCAGUUUAGCAAACAUCCCCCUGACCCCGGAGACAGCGCGGGAUCAGGAGCGGCGUAUCCGACGUGAAAUUGCCAACAGUAAUGAGCGCAGGCGUAUGCAGAGCAUCAAUUCUGGCUUCCAAUCACUCAAAACACUCAUCCCUCACAGUGAUGGAGAGAAACUUAGUAAGGCAGCCAUUCUACAGCAAACAACUGAGUAUAUAUUCUCUUUGGAGCAAGAGAAGACACGACUCCUUCAGCAGAAUAACCAGCUUAAGCGGUUUAUACAGGAGUUUACUGGCUCCUCCCCAAAAAGGAGACGUGCAGAGGAGAAGGAUGAAGGGAUUGGCUCUCCAGAUGCCUUGGAAGAGGAGAAGAUGGAGGACCUCCGCAGAGAGAUGAUUGAACUUCGACAGCAGUUGGACAAAGAGAGAUCAGUCCGUAUGAUACUAGAAGAACAGAUCCGCUCACUAGAUGCUCACCUCUAUCCUGAGAAGCUCAAGGCCAUAGCUCAGCAGGUUCAGGAGCAGCAAGAGCAGACUCAGACUCUCCUACGACUGCAGCAACAACAGGAAACGACAGAGAGAGAAAUUCACAUGGUCAGCAGUCCACAGGUUUUGGCUCCAUCCACCCCUCCUACACCUACCAGUCACCCGACAGUUAUAGUCCCUGCCCCUGUUCUGUCCUCUUCCUCUCACCAUGCUACCGUGGUAACAAUGGGACCGGCUUCUGUUAUAAACACAGCAUCUACAUCACGGCAGAAUCUGGACACCAUUGUGCAAGCCAUCCAGCACAUUGAGGGCACACAAGAACGGACCAUAACCGAGGCGGAACAGCGGAAAGCAGUGAUUGUAACGCCUGCGCGCCCUCUCUCUGAUCCAGCAGAUUCUGAGACAACUUCUGACACUGACGAGCUAGAGGACAGCUUACUGCCUUGAUCCACUCAAAAUAAAUAAUGGGUGAUGACUUCACAUGCCACCCAUCAAUAGACAAAUACACUUGGACACAUACAACUGGGUACGGCAAAGUGAACACAUGACCACAAAGUUCUACUACUGUGGUCCUUGCAUGUUAGGUGAAGACUAACAUGCAUAUAAUUACCCAGUUUCCCAUGGUAAGAUGUAGGAGUUGCAUAGCUUUCUGAGUUUAUGGAAGUCCAUAUUUCCUCUACUUCAGGAUGCUAAAUGGACUCAUUAAAUGUGAUCGUUCAGUGAACAUUCAACCCCAGCACUCCUAGAACCUGUGAACACUCAAAAUGGUUUGUGGUGCACAGAGUUUACUGACCCAUAGUCCAUGGGCAGAGAUCUUGUAUUUUCUUCUCUUGGCCGUGCUAUGCUCAUUUUCAUAGUCUCUUAUCAGUAAGAGGUUAUGUUCAGCAUGACACUGUGAGCUCAUUACUUUUAGAAUAUCAUUUGCUUCCAAAAGCAGGGAAAAUAUAUUUUUUUUUUAGCCAUUUCCAUUGUACUGGACUGAUCACUAAAGUAUGGUCAUGCAUUUUUGUUUUGAAAAUAUCAUCAGUGUUCAAGAACAUGACUAGCUUCCAGAGGGCUCCUGUUGAUCAAACAGCAGAUGGAUGCAGCAGGAAUGUGCACUUCUUUUAAAUUCUGUCAUAUACAGUGAUGUUCACACUAUUUUGUGAAUGAAUGCUGCACUGGGCUGGGUUCCUAGUGUUCACUCUAAUGGUUCAGGCACCACCUGGCAUCCUCAGAGAUGACACACAUUUUGUUUCAAAUUGAACUUGUAUGUUUCCCAUUCAUUACCAUUAUGUUCAAUUGAAUAAGCUAACAAGCAGGGGGGUUCUACCUGUAAGGCCUUUUGUAUUAUCGCAUGUGUGUGUUUCCUGCCUUUUGACAAGGCACUCACUCAUGGAUACACAACUAUAGAGACACAAGCUACCAUGGAUCUGUAAAAGUUUAGGUUAGCACUACUUUUGCAUUCACAUUACUGUAUGUGAAUUCUAGGCCAUCAGUUGCCCUUUAUAUACUUUUUUGAUUUUUCUCUUGCGCAUAUGUUAUGAUUUGAUUUAUAUGUUGUGUAUGUGUGCAUUCUGUCUGAAGGAGGACUUUCUGUGUCCUCUGUAGUAUUGUUUACACGUGCUAAAGAGGGUAGAGCAGCAUUACACCAGCGCACUUCGCUCUAUGCACUCUAUGUUCUGCUCUCUUGUAUGAAUGUUUCUCAGUGUUAAUGUUCCUUGAGUCCAUUCUUUUGCACAUGCCUCCCUCAAGAUCAGUGUGUUAUGACAUGAGGGCUAGUCUGUGCCCUGAGAGGUUGUCAGUGGUGACCCGACUGAAAUCAUGCCUACUGCAGCAGAACCAGCCCCUGGUGGGAAGACACUAGCAGACAUUAUGUGUGUGUGAGUGUGUGUGAAGGUGCUGAAGUGUUACAGAGGCCCUGGUGUUGGUACAGCCCUGGAGUGGGUGUCAUUGGGAAAGGGAGAUGCCUUUGUUGAUGAACUCUGAGGUUUCAUUUUUAACUUCAGUUGGGCACUUAGUCAAUCUAUGUGAUGAAUCGCAGCAACUUUCAGAUUAUUCCUUUCAUCAUGUUGGGGACACUGAAGAGUUCCUGAUGGAAUGUCCUGUUGUGAUACUCAGAUGAUUUCAGACUGACUCAGACCUUGAUUAAAUUCAGUGCAUUUUUACAAAUGGUGGGCAAGGGACAUUCCUACCCAUCUCCAACAUUCCACAUAACUAUUGGAAUUUCGGCAUCUCCGUCUUUUACAUUGGUGUGUAUGUAUUGAGUUUGGCUUGCAACUGAUCUGCAUGUGUCUAGCUGUAAGCAGUUGGAGGAAUUGGACCUCCUGAUCAUGCUCUCAUGGAUGGCUCUCUGUGGUCCCUGAGCCCUCUGAUGUCAUCAGUGGCCUUGAGACCCACAGGAAGUUUACAAAGAAGUUUUGUAGGCCCUGCCCGUUUGUGAUGUGGAAAAACCAGAACCUGCAGUUCAAUCUUGCGAUGUCAAAGAUGAAAUAUUAUGAUUUAAAAUUAAUAUUGGGCGAUUAAGCUUUCAUUUCACAGCUUUUAUUGUGAGCAUCUUUAAAGCUUCAAUUGGUGAACUUUUCAUCUCUUUAGACUGUUUCCACAUACAGCAUUGAAUAAGAAGCGCUAACAAUUUCUUAUGAUCUAUAUUUGUCCUCUGUUCUAAAUCUGUUAUGAACCCAGAGGACAUAUCAGAUGUGUAAAUGUCUGUUCGGAGAGGAAUGAUUUGAGUAUAAUCAUGAAGCACUUAAUGAAGCCUACAGAGAAGAGUCUUGCCUUUUUAGAGAUAUACCUUCAAAACUUAUUUUAUUCUGAACAGAGACCACUGACCUGCGGGACUGUCUCUUCUGUCUUACAUGUCACACCUGUAUGUCUCUGUGGGAGGUGCGAGACAUCUCAUAUCUUCUUGUCAUCUCUCAAUCACCCACUCUCACUCAUUUUUCCUGUUACCUUUUCUUACCAUUUGUUGGACAGUAUCUUUCAUUGAUGUCAAAAUAUGUGUUUUACUUUUUGUUUUGAUUAUUCUCUUUUUAACUGGGGAAAGAGGCGUGUGCCUUUGUAAAGACAUAAUAAUAAAGUUUGUACUUUGUUUUUUUACA
Molecule: messenger RNA, 3860 nt
Organism: Alosa alosa (allis shad)
Lineage: Eukaryota; Metazoa; Chordata; Actinopteri; Clupeiformes; Clupeidae
Gene: tfap4
Product: transcription factor AP-4 (activating enhancer binding protein 4)
Exons: 7
Coding region: 226-1227 (333 amino acids)
Biological process (GO): regulation of transcription by RNA polymerase II
Cellular component (GO): nucleus
Molecular function (GO): RNA polymerase II cis-regulatory region sequence-specific DNA binding; protein dimerization activity; DNA-binding transcription factor activity, RNA polymerase II-specific
Source: RefSeq, a predicted model, not a curated record